AGAAGGCACCCUUGAAAAACACCCCUAUUUCAAAGUGGUUCAUCUGAGAAUGACGUCACGACGAGCCAAACGUCCACACAAACAAGAUGGCGGGAAGUCCAAGGUACAUCGCACAGCUGUGACGUUUUAUGAAUGAUCCUCGUAUUUUGGGGCUUCUUGGCUACUCAUCAACAAACUCUUUCGAAGCAUUAACAAGUCUUCUGUGUAUAGAAGACUUUCGUGUCGUCUUGAGUUUGAGGUACUGGACUUGUAAACAUCAUGGCACCAAGAAGGACUAGAUCAACCAACACAAGUUCAGGGGUCAGAGGUCAUCCCUAUAGGUCAGGUGGUGCAAGAACCUCAGCUGCAAGGGUCAGGGGUCAGUCCAACAGGUCACAGGUGAGCAGGACUACCACAGCAUCUGCUGACCAGGGUAGAGGUCAAACUAGGACCAGAGCCCAGAGGUCAGUAGAAAGCAAUCACAGCUCUGAGCCAAGAGGUCAGAGGUCAGGAGCCAGAGUGCACAGUGCUGACCCAAGAGGUCAAAGGUCUGGCAGGAAUGCAAUAAGCAGGGACUCUGCUUCCCCAACCACAGGAGAGAAUACAGCUUUUCCUGCUGCUCAAAGUAGUGUCCAUGCACAAUCCGGUAAUGAUGCCAAUAGCAGUGCAAGAAGAAGUAGUAGAGUUAGAGCUGAUGCAGCCACAUAUGAUAGGAGGAGAGGCAGCGGGAACCCACCAGCUGCCACCCGUAGGUCUAGCAGGCUGCAGGGGACAGACAGUAUGUCAAGCUCACUAUUCCAGUCUAACCAACCUGUAACUUAUGAUGCCACAAGGAGUCACUCUCCUGGGACCAAUGACAGAGUCCUUCGCUCCUCGGGAACUGUAGACAGCAACAUUCCAACAGGAGGACCACCUCCCCAAGUUGCACAGCAAGGUGACAACAUUGGCAACCAAGAGCAAGGCAACCAGCAGAACGGGAACGUUCCAACCCCCACCCCUCUGCUCAGUACAGGAAGGUUCAGCGCGUACUACGUGGGGAGGGCCAAUCACUUCUAUUCGGACCUGCUCAGCCUGACGCCACAGCCCACGCGAGACCGUGGGAACAGUGGGUACAACCUUCGCAGGAGGUGGGCCACACAGAGCUCUACAGACAGAGGUGGAACAAAUCAGCGAAGAGGUGCGCCCCCACGGCCUGUGGAGCGUGCACCAGAGCCCCCUGUCAGCUCACAGCCGCCUAGCAGGCUACGGGAGGGGCCUGUCACCCGGAGCCAGGCCCGUCUGCGACAGUCGUCACAGGGGACCGUGUGGCGGCAGGGACGGUUCCGGAUACGCCACCCCGGGCCGGUCGAACCCGGGCACGAAGAGGACAGCAUGCAGCACGCUAUGGACAUGCUGACGGAUCUGUCCUCGCCAAACAACACACGUGACGAAGACACCAUGUCCGAGUCGAGCAACGGCUCCGACCGCAGCGGGAUCCCGGGGGAAGCCCUGCCAGAAAACUUCCUUGGGUUCGGACCGGAGUUCUGGCAAGGGCGCCGAUUGGUCAGCAUCCGUUUUGUCCGCGACCACAGCAUCCUGGACUACUUCCCCGCCACGGGGAACAUGUACAUCUCUUCGCUGGAUGAGCCGCCACGCGGGCUCUCCCCGCAGGAGAUCGAGUCCAUCCCGUAUCGGAAUUUCGCACGGAACGAGGAGGCCAAAACCUGCAGCAUCUGUAUCGUGAACUACCGGACGGGAAACCGCGUGAAGACUCUGCCGUGUUCCCACGAGUUCCAUGAGGCCUGCAUCAAGCGCUGGCUGAGGGAACACGAGAACUGUCCCACCUGCAGGCAGCCGGUUAGGGAGGCAGAUAGCACAGCUGCUGAAGAGGCAGGUGCUGCAGCUGAGGCAGGUGCUCCUCCAGAAAAUGACCCUGCACCGUCAGGGGAGCCUCCCAAUGGUAAUGGAGCUAUGAACACCUGAAAGACAGUGGAUUACUGUAGUAAUUAUUAUUAAUUGAUUAUUUUCCAUACAGGAAAAUGGAUGUGGUGCUGUAACUUACCCAUUUCAUAAAUGAACCAGUCCAGGUUACAUGUAUUCUACAUGUACUAAAGGGUCUUGAUAAAAAAAAUGGACAUGGUACUAUAAGUAUAACUUACCCAUUUCAGAAAUGAACCAGUCCAGAGUUACAUAAAGUCUACAUUUACUAAAGGGUCUUGACCAAAAAAUGGAUAUGGUACUGUCACCCAUUUCAGAAAUGAACCAGUCCAGAAUUACAUGAAAUCUACAUGUACUAGAGGCUCGCGACAAAAAAUUUGGACAUGGUACUGUAACUUACCUAUUUCAGAAAUGAACCAGUCCAGAGUUAAAUGAAGUCUACAUGUACUAGAGGCUCUUGACAAUACCCUGGUCAUACCACAUCAUAAUAGGGGUGAUUACAUGUUUCUAAGACGAAGGGUGCUGAUUCAAACAAGAACAUGUAGCCAGAACGUUCAAACUGAUAUUCCUGUGCUAUGCUAUAAGACUGUGAUAUUGUAAAGAAUGGCUCCAAAGCAAAGAAAUGAUGUAUAAGCACAAUACAUAUCUGUACAUAUUUGUCAUUGGGUAAAUCUCUUGUGCUGUUUUAGUGACUGAUGAACAUAUUGAUUGUAGAUAUUGGAAGAUGUGACAUAGUUUCUGCUUCUUAUGCUAGUUAGUUACAGUUCUGUUAUUGAGAAAAUGUCUCCUUAAGUUUAAAAACACUUUUGUCAAGGUGUAAAAUGUUUUCAAAAUAAGGAAAUGUUUUCUCUUUUCUUCAGGAAAAUACGGAUUAAAACAUUUUCAGAGG
This is a messenger RNA of Branchiostoma floridae (Florida lancelet), 2785 nucleotides long. Its product is annotated as E3 ubiquitin-protein ligase RLIM-like. The transcript has 3 exons. Bases 259 to 1941 code for a protein of 560 amino acids. The record is from RefSeq and is a predicted model, not a curated record. Lineage: Eukaryota; Metazoa; Chordata; Leptocardii; Amphioxiformes; Branchiostomatidae. Gene Ontology annotation, cellular component: nucleoplasm; cytoplasm.